GUUUGUUGCGUUAACUUCAUAUCGUUUCUUGUGAUUUUUUUUCUCAUUUGUGGUGAAAUUCGAUUAAAUUGAAAAUAUAUGUUUGAUUGAAGUACAGUGCAUGCGUUAAAUAUUGUUGGUUUCAUUUGUUGUGUAGGACAGUCAGUGAUUGUUUCAAUUAGUGUUUGAAUGUUUAGUUACAUUUACCUAGCACAACACAUGGAUAAAAAGUAAGACAUUUCUUCAAUUCUACUAAGCUUGUCUCAUUGACAAGUGACUGAAUGGGACCGUUAAACUGGUGUGAUCAUGUGAUCGCUAGCUGUUUAGCUUUGUAAAAGAUUAACGAGAAUAUAGGCACGUCACGUGAUUUCAAAUUCAUUGAAGUGCCCGUUAUAUGGUGCGCAGUCGAGGUCCCGUGAGAUGCGCGUUCCCUGCUCCCGCUCAACAUGGCCGACGAAGGAGAUUUCCAGCCAGAGAUUAAGUUUCGAUGGUGUCGGACCAUACGCUGCCGGGCCCAAGUUGUCCACCUGGUGUUAACCUCCAUAACAGGAACGCAGGUCAAGCUCAACUGGAAAGCUGACCUCGGAUGGUAUGAGUCUGACCCGACGCCCAUACCCUGUGGCUUCCAUACGGGAUUCAUUCUCGUUCGAGAAAGGGUGCGGGAUUUUGUCAAGAACACAUCAGAAACUAGAGAGUCGGAUUACAAAGUGGACCCCUUCCAUGUUGUCCCACACAAGUUUGCAGUUGAACUGUUUUUGGAGUCAGAUGAGGCUACUUCAUUUUGGAGUGAAGUACCCGAGCUACGCUUGCGCUACCUCAGCUCAGACCAUUUAGAAAAAUUAGGGACUGGCUCUUUUGAGGAGCUCAGCACCACGAAUGAGCACGGCAAGGGCUUCCCAAACCGCAAGUGGGGCUCUUCGACUUGCCUUCAUACGCAAGCAGAUCGCCUGUGGAGAGAGACGUCUUCUCUAGGAUACCCAAGGACUUACCAGGAGCACAAGGACACAUAUGUUAAGGGGAAGUCACAUGGGCAGCUCUCAGAAUUAACAAUUGGUGAAUUAUAUAAACAAAGCAAGGGUUCAUCAUCCUCCCCAAAUCUCUCCAGAGCAUUUCAGGUGGCAGUUGAUUUGUCAAGAGCAAGUUCAAAAUACCUCGUUGGUGUUUCUUCAACAAGCAGCGGCGUAUUUUUGGGUUUUGAGGAUGGGAGUGGUCCUCCAUCACCAGAAAACGGGAACUGCACUCAUACUGACAGUGCAUAUGCUGCUGAGGGGGAGACAUCUCAGGAAUCAGAACCUGGAGAGGGUGCCAGGAGGCGUAAGAAACUCCAGCACUUGUCAAGGGGAAAGUCUCUUCAAAUUGAUGACCUUGUUGGAGAUGAAAGCUGGAGGCCAAAGAGAAGGAGAGGCAGGCUUGGUUUAAGUAGUGCCCCAAGUUCAUCCUUCGAAGACCUCUUGGGUUCAGUAUCUGCUGAUAGACGUGCAGCUAUUAAAACAGAGAUAAAUCUUAUGAGAUUUGAAACCAUAAAGAGAGAAAAGCUGGUUAAAGAAAUAUUACAGGGGUCAGAUUCUGAUUUUGAAGACGAAGAAGCACCAUGUGAGGCAAGCAACCCAGAUCUACAAGGACCCUAUCAGUGCGUUAUUACAUUUGAAAGUCGUAGCGCCAGUAUGGAUGACGUUGGGUCACCAAGAGCUCUUGAAGAUGUUCUUGUAUCUCUCACCUCAAAUGACAGUCAGCCUGAAGCUUCACAACCCCAACCACUUCCUCGAACCGUUUUACAGCCUGAUUUACUCUCUGAUGAAUCUGCAUUUAUAACCUCAGAACACGAAGAUAAGAUACCCACACCAAAGCCAAGGACCCUAACGCCAGUUAAUGUAGAGGACAAGAAGAAUGAGACAUUUUGUGUCACUGAAGGUGAAAAGACCACAGGAGAUGACAGUGGUGAAAAGUUGGAAAAACCAGAGCCAUCAGAUGAGCAAGCAAUAAAAGAUGAGUAUGAUACUGAGGAACAAGACGAUCCUUUUGAUAUCUUUUUUGGAAGCUCAGGUGCAGAUAGUAGUGGGUAUGAAGAGCAAAGGAGGGAAGAUGCUUGUGGUGUUCAAGAAAAAGAGAAGUUGCAAUCACAUGAUCAGAUACUUAGUUUAGAUGAAGAAGCAGCAUCAGUUGAUCAGAAAGAAGGUGAGGCUCUUGGUCAGGAAAAGGAAGAUAAAUCUGUUGAGCAGGAGAAGGAAGAUAAAUCUGUUGAGCAGGAAAAGGAAAUAGAACCUUCAAAGGGUGAGGAGGAGGAGGAGGAGGAAGAGGAAUUCAUUGAUCAAGAAGAAGAGGAAUGUGCUGUUGAAGAGUCUGUUGGCAGAUCUGUCGAUCAGGAUGAAGAGAUAUAUGGUACUGGAGACUUACUUGAAGUAAGUGACCCAUUAGUAAGAAUUUCAGAUACUGAGGAUGAUAACUUUCAGUACGAUUCCUUGAAACAUGAUGGUAAUGAAAAUCUUCCUAUAGACUUAAGAAAUAUUGACAGUGAGGAAUCUCUUGACAUUCCUGUUCCUAGACCAGGAGGAGGGGGAGUUUUAAAAAUUGAAGAUAAAGGAGAGGAAAGGACUGACAGCAGAACAGAUGAUGAUGAAGAAAGUGAAGGGGGAGGUACUGAUGAGGUUGGAGGAGGUGUGUAUGAAGUUGAAGGUGCAGAGGCUGCUUAUUCAUCAGUAGAUGGAGAGGUCCCAACUGACUCUGUCACUCUUGUGCCCCUGGACAGUUACAAAGGCACAGUUAGGGAAGUAAAGAGUAUUGAGAUGAUUCAAGAAAUGGGUCCUACUCAUAAAGAGAUCCAAGAGACUUUUGAAAUUGUUAGAGAAAAACCAAUUGUCGAAAUAUUAAAAGUUCAUGUCACUGAUGUAGAUGAUGACACUGUACAAGAGGUUGAAUACGUGGACAAUGAAGAAACAGACAGAAGUGAAACUGAAGCUGUUUUAUAUGUGACAGAUGUUUCAAGGAAACGUUCAGUGGAAAGUGAUAGUGAGAAACUUAUAAUUGAAGACGAUGGCGUGGAAACUAGGACAAGGGAACAAAGAGCUCUCACUGGUAGGACUGAUGAUCAGUUAAAGGAUCUGUAUAGUGGUGAGAAAUCCAAAGAACACAGUAAAAGUAAUAAUGACUAUGAUGAACCUUGUAAGAUGGAUAAGGAACAUCCAGAACCUAGUGAUACUGGUGAAAGUUUGAACAGGUUUAGCAAAAAUGGUUACCAUGUUAGCGAUUUUACAAGGCAUGAUAACUUCAGAGACAAAAUUCACUUUGAUGAUGAUUAUAGAGACCCAAGAUUAAGUGAUACUGAGAGUAGGAAACCCAGAAUAGUAGUUGGAAAUGAUAACAGGGGUUUGAGGAGGAUGUUUUCAGAUUCUGAUGCCAAAAAGAUAGAAUUUCAAACAACUGGGAUCAAUACUAUAGUUAGGGAUGAUCAGAAUUCUGAAAAUCACAGGCCUUUUAUCAGACCAUUAAAGCUUUCAGAUACAGGAACACAGACAUCUCUAAUCAGACAGAUAUCACGGACAACGUCAAUAGAUUUGCAGAAACUGAGUGACACUGAUUCAUCCAGUGAACAAUAUUCUACAAAGUACAGUAGAACUCCCCUCCGAAAUAGAACAAAUGGGCAAGCGGAGUCAUUUACACCUCUACCAGAUAGACUCAGUGGACCCUGGUCUCAGAGACAUUCUGCAUCAACUUCAAAUGCAAGGUCUUCAGCUUCAACUAGCCCAUAUUCAAAACCAGAUCUUACACUCCUUCAGAGAAACCUGUAUAACCUUGUCCAGGGUAGUGAAACAACACAGGUACUUCAGAAUUCCGCCCACUUACAGAGGCUCCGUGGUCAACAAAAUGCGCACAUUCCUAGAUAUCAGGGGGCACCAACCAAUGUUGAGCGUCGUCGCACAACCAGCCGUCCAUCUACCCCUGAUCUCCCUCUUUCAGAGCAUUCCUCUCCAAAACGUCAAUAUCACUAUCACCAGUCUUCUGACCACAACCAUUAUCAUCAAGCACGUAGCCACUAUUCUCCUGUACACCAUAAGCCACAGUCUGCACAUUAUUCUCCUUCUUAUCAGUACAAGUAUCCUUUACUGUCAUCGUCUGUGAUAACUCCAUCUUCGCCUUCCAGAACUACUUAUGUUUCCAGCUUCACCUCAGGACGGAUCAAUGGACUCUACAGUGGUAGUGUUACCGACCUGACAAGGACGCCUCAGAAGACCAAGUAUGACUACAUUACCUCAACCCCUAAAAGUGGCGCUAGUGGAGUUCGGCCUGCCUCCAGCCUUCCAGACCUGCGCCAGCCUACUACUACUUCGUCCUCCUUGCCUCGUCAGCCGAGCAGGGUAUCGCCCACUUACGAGUACUUGCCCCAAGGCCCAAGACACGCCCAGUCAGCCUCUGAUAUCAUGGUGGGCGGCUACGGCAGCAAAGGAAAGCGAGUGAGUUGGCGGGAAUGGCGAAUCGCCGACGAGAGCGACAGCGGAGAUUCGACGGAUUCGCUCAUCGACGAGGCUGAACGACUCGCUACCACCAGGAUUGACAUAGAAUCAGAAUGGGAUGAUAGAUACAGGAGAAGAUACCGGAGCAGAAGACGGACUCGGUCCCACCAGGAAUUCAGUACUUGGAGGGACGAUAGUGAGGCUGCUAGACGCUAUCCAAGCAACCGUCCAUACUUGCCCUACCGAGGUGACCAGCUGUCACCAGGUCAGCAAGUGAAGGUACUGGCUCCUGGUGGAGGAGUGGCAGUGGCUAGAGUGUUGACAAACCAAAGGUCAGCUCUUCUGGGUAAUAAAAGUCACUUUUACCCUUCACAUGGGGUCAUCUCCCCUGCAUCUGUUACUGUCAUCCUCUUGACUGAGCCCAACAGGCUUCAAGGAACUGUGGUAACAAUUCCAUUAGAGAAAGUCUUGUUGGCUUGGCCCAGGGUGUAAAGUUGCCCAUAAUGGACUUUUAAAACAUCUCACAUUUCUUCAGCAUCUUACAUCUUUUGCAUUGAUUGAUGGUGUACAGUACAGGAAAGACAAAAAAGAAGAGGAAUCAUCCCAUCAUAAAGAACAUCUAGUCAACAUGUUCAUCGCAUCUUCAGAUAAGAUAUUCAAGUAGUUUUUGAUGUAUGAUAAAAACUGGGCUUUGAAUAAAUUCUCUGAUGCAGAAUAUUACCAUAACUUCACGUGGCCAACGAUUUAUUUUUAGACAGUUUUACACUUACUUCUAGAAGUACAGAAGGUGAUUUUCUUAACUAGCUGAGGUGAUCAUAAUGAUACCUGGUAUCAGAAAAAUGGAGGCUCGAUUAUUUGAUGGUAAAUUUUUUUUUCUUUUUUUCUUCUUUUAAGAGUUCAUAAUAAACUCUAAUGCCAUAAAACAUAUGUACAGAACAUCUAGCAUAUUCUGAAUUUGUAUUUUGCCAGAUUGCAUGUUUCAAAUGUGACAUGACUUUUAGAGUAAAAUGUUUGUGAGGCUGAUGUAUGAUAACUUCCGUCCAUAAGUGAAAAUAAGUUACGUAUUUUCGUAUCAUAGUCAAGUUUCAUACAUUAAGAUCUAUAAAAUGAAAACAUGGUCUUGUUCAAGUGUGCUAAGACCUAAUACAUGUGUAAAUGCUGAUGCAUAAUCCAUAACUUUUUAUGUAGAAUGUCUUUUAUGCUGUAAGGCUUAAUUAAAGUGAACUUGUAUAAUAAGUGUUUGUGUAAUCUAAGUGGAAUACUGAUGACACAUUAUGUUUAUAUGAAGUUCUUUUGUUUAUUCAGAGUUGAUUGUUAUUUUUGCAUUUAUUGAAUUGUUCUUUGUCACUGUUUACUGCUGCACAACUUAAUGAAAAGGUGUUAUUAAACUUCACAAUCCAUGUUGUAGCAUGGUGAUCACGUUUUAUAUUUUGUAUAUUUUCUUUAAAAGAUAGAUUUAAGCUUGAGGACUGUAAAUUCAACCAAAAUCAGAAAUCUAAGAAAAAUCCUUGAAGUAUCUGGCACCAUGAGGUGUUUUUGGUGUUAGAAUUUGUCCUUUUUAGUGAGCUGGCUUCAAAACACAUGAAAAAGAGCGCUCAUCAUCAUAAAAUAAUUACGUACAUACUUUUAAUUUUCACUUUUUACCUUCUAUAAUAGCAUUCCCCCAUACAAAUUACAGUGUUAAUGACUUUGUAUAUGAUAAGUAACUUUUUCAGUCUGUGCUGUUUAUUAAGGCCAUUUGUUUUGGUAAUAUCUUCAUGAGUUCACAGAUGAAUUUUUUAAUAUCAGAAGCCUGAAGAAAAUCACUCUUAACUCUAAACAUCAUAGCCAAAAUAUUUUCAAGGUGCUGUAUGGAUAUCAAGUUAGAACUCAUGACUUCUUGUGUUAAAUGUACUACUUGUUUAUGAUACUAUUGUCUACUGGAAGAAUUUAUAUGUCUAUGUGCAGCCUAUAUAAGAGAUAAAAAACGAUACAGAUAAAACAUUCCUCAGAGUAGUACUUAGCUCAUAAAUCUAAAGGCAAGAUGGGUUUAAGUCAUAAAUUCCUUGUUGAAACAUCAUGCCAUAGUCAAUAUCAAAUAAGAAAAUGUAUAUUAAACUUGCUGUGUUACUGUUGCUUGUUGCUGUGUUCAAGUAUUUCAAGGAAGUUGCAACAUAAUAAGGAAAAUUUUGUGUUUAGAACAGUCCAGUCUGAUUAAGAUUGCUUUAAACCUAUCAUACUUAUCAUGUACUUCACCUUAUACUAUUUCAUUUUGAUCUGAUUGUAUGUGUUGCCAAUGAAAAUCAAAAUAAUGUACAUCAGACAAUGGUGA
Macrobrachium nipponense is the source of this 6738-nucleotide messenger RNA. RefSeq lists its product as uncharacterized. The coding region runs from base 426 to 4919 and encodes 1497 amino acids. The transcript is spliced from 9 exons. The record is from RefSeq and is a predicted model, not a curated record. Lineage: Eukaryota; Metazoa; Arthropoda; Malacostraca; Decapoda; Palaemonidae.